Messenger RNA from Linnemannia hyalina, 912 nucleotides. The record is from the annotation of a GenBank genome assembly. NCBI's taxonomy places the organism in Eukaryota, Fungi, Mortierellomycota, Mortierellomycetes, Mortierellales, Mortierellaceae.
AUGGCUGAUACCACCACCCACGAACACGUCGCCGCCGCCCAAGAGGUUGAUGUCCCCGCCCCCGCCCCCGCCGCAGCUGAGACGACCGAACCCGAGGCAACGUUUUCGACCGCCGUCGAGCCCUCGGAUGCACCUGUCCUGCAUGCGGAUGAUGCGCCUGCUGCUGCUGAGGCGACUGAGGCGACUGUGGCCCCUACCGAGGAGACAUCUGCCGAAGCCCCCGCUGCAGGAGAGGAGGCUGCUGCCGAAGGCGCCAACGACUCCCCCCCAGUUUCGGCUGGAUCGGACAAGAAGCAGAAAUCCUGGAUUUCCAAGUUGACUGGCAGCUUCAAGAAGCUUGGUGAUAAGAAGCCCAAGACUGAGAAGGCUGCCGAUGCCCCCGCCGGUGAGGAAGAUGCCACUGCUGCCGCGACCGAGACUGAUGCUGCCGCUCCUGAAACUACCCCAGAGAUCACCGUCGACGACACCGCUGCUGCUGCGCCCGCUGCGACUGAGGCUGAGGCUCCUGCUGCUGAGGCUGCUGUUGCUCCUGAGGCCACCGCUGAGGCUGCCGCAGAGAAGGCCGCAGAGGAUACUUCCGCUGCAGGAGGCGAGGCUGCCGCUCCCGCACCUGUGAAAUUGGCCAAGCGCCUCUCUUUCAACUUCUUCAACAAGAAGUCCAAGGCUGAAAAGGAAAAAGAGAAGACUGUCGCCGCUACCCCCGCACCCGUGGCUGAGGCUGCAACAGAGGGCGAGGCUGAGGCUGAGGCUGAGGCUGAGACUGAGGCUGCUGCUCCUGCUGCAGAGGUCGCUGCCAUUACCGAGGAGGCUGCACCCUCAACCCCCACCAAGGAUGCCGCCCCUGUCAUCGAGACGACUGAGGUCCCUGCAGAGGCAGCUGUCGAGAACACUGCCGUGUCUGCUGCCCAUUAA